Molecule: messenger RNA, 2429 nt
Organism: Pelodiscus sinensis (Chinese soft-shelled turtle)
Lineage: Eukaryota; Metazoa; Chordata; Testudines; Trionychidae
Gene: GAS2
Product: growth arrest specific 2
Biological process (GO): actin crosslink formation
Cellular component (GO): actin filament
Molecular function (GO): microtubule binding; cytoskeletal adaptor activity; actin filament binding
Source: RefSeq, a predicted model, not a curated record
ACCAAGCGGAGCGAGCAGAAGUAUGAAGAGUGGCAGUGCUGCUGCUGGUGAGCUCAGGCGGGGAGAACCGGACUGGCUGCAGGAAGCAGAAGGCUCUGUGGCACUGCACGAAGAAAGUGAGUGAGCUUUCUCCCGAGCUUAGGGAGUGCGGGGUACUACAAGUGGAUAAACAAUGUGCACUGCUAUAAGCCCAAAGGCACGAGGACCUGGCCUCUCUGAUAUGCAUCAAUACAGCCAGUGGCUGGCCAGCAGACAUGAGGCUAACUUACUACCAAUGAAAGAGGAUCUAGCUCUGUGGCUCACAAACCUACUGGGUAGGGAAAUAACAGCAGAAACUUUUAUGGAGAAGUUGGAUAAUGGUGCGUUGCUUUGUCGACUAGCUGAGACCUUGCAAGAGAAAUUUAAAGAAAAUAGUUUUGAUGCAAACAAGCCUGGCAAAACCCUGCCAGUGCGGAAGAUUCCAUGUAAAGCCAAUGCUCCGUCAGGGUCUUUUUUUGCACGAGACAACACAGCAAAUUUCUUAUCCUGGUGCAGAGAUGUGGGCGUGGAUGACACAUGCCUAUUUGAAUCAGAAGGCUUGGUCCUCCACAAGCAGCCCAGAGAAGUAUGCCUUUGUUUGCUGGAACUUGGAAGGAUUGCAGCCAGGUUUGGUGUGGAACCUCCAGGGUUAAUAAAGCUGGAGAAAGAGAUUGAACAAGAGGAAAUACUUUCAGCCCCUCUUCCAUCUCCUUCACCUUCCCCAACAAAGUCUCCUGGGAAAAAGAGCACAGGAAAACUGUUGGAUGAUGCUGUCAAACACAUUUCUGAAGAUCCUCCUUGUAAAUGCCCCAAUAAAUUCUGUGUGGAGCGUCUUUCACAAGGACGGUACAGAGUUGGAGAGAAGAUCCUCUUUAUUAGGAUGCUGCAUAACAAACAUGUGAUGGUUCGUGUAGGAGGAGGAUGGGAGACUUUUGCAGGGUACUUGCUGAAACAUGACCCAUGCCGAAUAAUACAGAUCUCUCGGGUGGAUGGGAAAACCUCUCCAAUCCAGAGCAAGUCUCCGACCAUCAAGGACAUGAAUCCAGACAAUUACCUGGUUGUUUCUGCCCACUACAAAACCAAGAAGGAGAUUAAGUGAAAUUAAUUUCUCAAUUGAUUGGGACUUUAUAUAUGUAGGUCCAAAUUAUCUUUUUGAGUGUAGUAAAUUUAGUUCAUGCUUUGAAAGGACUUCAGAAAAUUUAACAGAAUGAAAAUGACAAUCUGUUUUGAAGAUCUUUGAACUGUAGAACUAUUUAUUUCUAGUACUGUACCUUUUAUAGCAAAUUAUCCUUGAUAGGUUAAUUACUACAAUCAGAUAAGAAAUAGACAUAUAUAUUUUUAGCCAAAUCAUUACUCUUAAAUAUGUGAAUGUAUACUUAGAAUGAUUUGAAGGAUGUGGUUCAUGUUAAAGGGGAAAAUGCAGUACAGUAUAUUUGUAUGAAAAACCCGUAACAUUGAGUCCAUGACUGUUAUUUAGGUUAGUUGGAAAAAAAUAUAUGCAGGUUGAGUAUGCAGAUAUAUGCAGAUGAAAGCUGUUUGCUGACUCUUUCUCCCAACAAACUAAAGCCAAACUGGACUAUUUUUAUAAGUUACAAGUUUCUCUUAAACAAUAUUUAAAAAAAAAAAAAAGAUUAUUGCCUAAAGAGGCCACUUUAAAAGUGUGUAUAUCCUUAAGCUACUGUGAGAGAGCCAACUUUAAGAUCCAAAUACAAAGGUAUUUAGGCACCAAUGCCCCAGAUUCGGCCACCUAAAUCCCAGAUUUAGGUACCGCUGCAAUCCACAAAACCCACUUGGCUGCCACCUAAUACUUUGAGUGCCUAAACUCAAUUUUGGUUACAAAAGUUCUCUAGGCACCUAAGCUCCCGCCUCCAGACAGGCACACAAUCUCAUGUUAGGUAUCUGGAUGCCUAUCUCAAUCCCCAGCAAGUCCUCAAAUCAGGCUAAGAUGGGCAUUCCUCUGCUUAACUUACCACAUGCCUACCAGAUCACAUGCUCCACCUGCUGAGGAAGUGGUGACAGUGCCACUUUCUCCCUUAAAACCCAGCAAGUAGAGUAUUCACCUGGGAUCUGGGAGACCCGUGUUCAGUUGAGCCCUUCUGCCUUUUUGGGAAAGAGGAUUUUUGAAGCAGGGUCUCCCACAACUCAGGUGAGUGCCCUACCCACUAGGGGAUGUUCUGAUGUGUGACUCCCUCAAACUCUCCGGUUCAAGCUGUUCCACUUUGGAAAAAAAUAAGUCAUUGGACCCCAUCUCCCAAGGGAGUGCCCCCAUUUCUAGGUUAAUUGCAAGGUUAGCUCUCUGGCCAAUGGUUAAGUCUUUAUACAAGAUGGAACAGCUUCAACAGGAGAAACUGAGGAAGUUGUACAUCAGGCUAUCCCCUAGCUCAAUGGGUAGAGUAUGCCUUCCCCCCCCC